AUGAUGUCCUCAUCCCAGAUGGAGCCUGACACUCAAUAUCUCGUGCCUGGGAAUGAGCCAGCCCGUCAACCCUCUACUGCAGAAAGUCGAGAGGACGUGAAUGAACUCCCGCUCCAGUCAAACAAAUGGAACCGUCCGAGAUCGAACAUCAUUCGCUACGUCCUAGCAGCAUUAGUCAACAACAAACUGCAUAUGGCUUUGGGGCAGCGAGGCGUAGCUUUGAUUGCACCAGCAUGCCACCUCGUUGCCUACAUCAUCAGCUGUACGCAUCCUCCAUACCCCGUGCUAGUCGUGGCGUACAUUUUUGCGGGCAUUGCAAACGGACUUCAUGAGGCUGCAUGGAACACAUACAUCGGCAGUCUCGACAACCCCAAUGAGCUUCUUGGCUUGCUUCAUGGGGUUUACGGCCUUGGUGCGGUGAUUAGUCCGUUAGUGGCUACAAACAUGAUUACGCAGGCGAAAGUUCCCUGGUACUAUUUUUAUUUUUUCAUGGUAGGUUUAUGCUGUUUUAUUCCCAACGAAAUGCUGACUGCUGGGGAGAUCGGUAUAUCUGUCAUUGAAGCUGUGGCAUGCCCGGCUGUUUUCUGGCGAUUUACAGGUGCCGCCUUUCGCGAAUCCCACGAACAAUCUGAUGAGGACUCAGGCGAUAAGGCCAAGAAUGGGCUUCGGGAUGCCCUUUUCACCCGCCCCGCUGCGCGUAUAUCUUGGCUCUGUUCCUUCGUCCUACUGUUUUACGUGGGAGUGGAAGUGACGGUCGGGGGCUGGAUCGUCACAAUAAUGAUGGAAGUGCGUCAUGCAGCACCCUUUCCCAGCGGCAUGACAGCGACUGGAUUCUGGCUAGGGAUCACCGCGGGACGAGUAGUAUUGGGGUUUGUUACAGCGCGACUGGGUGAGAAAUUAGCCACAACUAUCUACACUACUUGUGCAAUAGUGUGUUCCUUGAUUGUAUGGUUGGUUCCCAAUUUCUAUGUCUCUGCGGUGGUGGUGUCCAUCCAGGGUUUCUUCCUCGGUCCACUCUUCCCCUGCGUGGUCGCUGUCAUAACCAAACUUCUGCCCAAGCAUCUUCAUGUGGCGGCGGUUGGCUUCGUGGCUGCCUUUGGAGGUGCUGGCGCAGCAGUCCUUCCAUUCGUGGCUGGAGGAAUUGCACAGGGUACUGGAGUUAAGUCCCUCUUGCCGUUCGUUGUAGGUGUUUCAGGUGGGAUAUUAUUGCUUUGGCUCGGAUUGCCGCGCCAGAGGAAGGGUGGAGCCCAGCAAUAG
Messenger RNA from Aspergillus caelatus, 1257 nucleotides. Its product is annotated as MFS transporter. Gene Ontology annotation, cellular component: membrane. The coding region runs from base 1 to 1257 and encodes 418 amino acids. NCBI's taxonomy places the organism in Eukaryota, Fungi, Ascomycota, Eurotiomycetes, Eurotiales, Aspergillaceae. The transcript is spliced from 3 exons. The record is from RefSeq and is a predicted model, not a curated record. Gene Ontology annotation, molecular function: transmembrane transporter activity. Gene Ontology annotation, biological process: transmembrane transport.